GUUUGUAAUGGGACCUAUUAUUGGGUAACACCGUAGCAAUGGCUGCCUAUCGUCAGUAUUUCUUGACUUAUCUCUGCUGUGGCGUUUUAGCUGCGGUUUAGAUCAGAUGGGAUGUCAGAUAAACGUCAGCGUGCACGAAUCCAGGGUUCCUGGGCCAAACCACUGCCAAAGUCCUCCACUCAAACGGUGGGCGUCCUGAACAAUCAGCCCAAACAUGCUAACACCACCACCUCUGGUCAGUGGGGAUUUGGCAACGACAAAACAUCUAAAACAUUUGAGUUUUACCAGCCUGCCAAGCCAGUAAAAGAAGUACUUCCAGAGAGGGUGAUAGAACAUUUGGGUGAUUAUGAAAUAAGUCCUGGGCCAUCUGGGGUAUCUCGACUGCGGCUGCGGCCUGGGUUUCUCACACCAGAGGAGGCUGACUGGAUGUUCAGUAAGCUGCUAGCAGAGCUUCCCUGGUCCCAGAAGACCAACUACAGACUGGGUGAGGCAUAUGAAGAGCCCAGGCUCAGCUGCUGGUAUGGAGAGUUACCGUAUACGUACGCUCGCUCCACCAUGGCUGCCAACACUCAGUGGCACCCAUUGCUGGUAGCCCUCAGAGAGACGGUGGAGCAGGCGAGCAGAUGCACCUUCAACUCGCUGCUGUGCAACUUGUAUCGUGAUGGACACGACAGCAUCGGCUGGCACAGCGACGACGAGGCCUCUUUGGGUCCCAAACCUACAGUUGCGUCUCUCAGUCUGGGCGACACCAGAGUGUUCAGCCUUCGCAAGAAGCCUCCAGCGGAGGACAAUGGUGACUACACCUAUGUGGAGCGAAUUCGGAUUCCUCUGAGCCAUGGCACUCUUCUGCUGAUGGAGGGAGCAACACAGGAUGACUGGCAGCAUCAAGUGGCAAAGGAGUACCAUGACAGGGGCCCACGCAUCAACCUGACCUUCAGGACUAUUCACCCAGAGCCAGAGGGCCACAGAGCUGGCACAGAGAUGAGAUUUGCAGCAAAGCAACUGUAGAUCCCUCUUAGAGUCGGGUACAAAAGGAAAUUUUCACCCGUGGGAUGAACAGAAGGGUGUUUUGGAAGAAGCACUCGGGUUGUAAGGCAUUACUUAGUCCUGCUUAGUUUGUAUAAGUGGAGAAAAGUACCUGAGAUGUUUUUUAAUACCUGAAGUGUCUGAGGCUGCGUUGAGUGGUGCUUUUUCCAAAGCCGUUUACAGAAACCGUUCUACAAUAUUUGUUAAUGUUCACUUCACCUACCUGAAAUACAGAAAAACACCUUCACCCACUGCGUUUGUAGCCUCCUACAGUGGUACAUAUGUUGAAUAAACGUUUUCUGAUUGUCGCCGUAAUGAACAGAUUUGAUCGGUUUGAUUUAAAAUCUGCCCAAACCUUAAUUUGAACAACUGUUUUUGGAUGAAAUUCAAACGUGUGUGUACUGGUACAUAGCAGAUAUUAUAUGACAGGUCCUGGAUGAUCUAGUCUGUAAAGACUGUUCAGAAUGUCCACAUAGAGUUGAUGAACGUAUGCCUUGUUAAUUGUAGGGAAGGCUUCUGUUUAAAGCAAGUAGCCACUUGGGUCAGUGAACAACAGGAAAGUAAGAUUUAUUUAUGGAAUGCUCUUCUUCUAUCUUAAGUCAAAUGCUAAGCAGAGGAAACACUACUGUACAGAUCAGCAGCUUACUUAGGAAAGCUGCCUGAGCGCUCAGUAUAAUUUAAAGAACGUUUUUUUGUUAAAUAAUAUCCAAAGUCCUUUUUUUUUUCGUUUGUUUUUGUCAUAUUUUCUUGACAAAUGUGCAAAUCCUAAAGUAAUAAAAAGACAAAAUCUUUUUGAUUGCAAAAUUCAAGUUUGCAUUUGUAGUUUUCUGCAGUAGAAAAAUGAAAAGGACAUUUAUGUGAGAAACUGUAAAACCCUUUCAACAGCUUAGCUUGUAUGUUUUUAUUGACCACCUUUCUGAAACAUGUUUCUUGUGAUAACAGAGACCUAACCCAUUUGCUGAAGUAUGGCCUGUUUUUCUUAAUAAACAUUCUUCUAAUGUAAAUUGAGGAUUAUUUGUUACUUCUGUGUUAAUAAAAUGUUUCUUGCAUUUUC
This is a messenger RNA of Girardinichthys multiradiatus, 2080 nucleotides long. RefSeq names its product alkB homolog 3, alpha-ketoglutarate dependent dioxygenase (gene alkbh3). Gene Ontology annotation, molecular function: dioxygenase activity. Gene Ontology annotation, biological process: DNA alkylation repair; DNA repair. The transcript has 10 exons. Gene Ontology annotation, cellular component: nucleus. The record is from RefSeq and is a predicted model, not a curated record. The coding region runs from base 112 to 1008 and encodes 298 amino acids. Lineage: Eukaryota; Metazoa; Chordata; Actinopteri; Cyprinodontiformes; Goodeidae.